AUGACGACCUCGGCCACAACCCUCCUCCCCAGGUUCCUCCUCCCGGCCCUGAGCCCCAUGUGGCGCGCAGCAGCGACCUCGACAGGCCGCCCGGCCGCGGCGGCUCUCCGCCGGAACGCCGCGUGGACGAUCCGGUACGCCUCGUCCAAGCCGACCGGUGCGGGUCAGAAGGGACCCCUCAUCCUCGAGAAGCCCGCCAAGUUCAACCCGCCCUCCCACGGCUCCCGGCUGCCCAAGAAGAACGGCCCGAAACACUACGGCGGCCCCCUCAGCGGGCAAGAGGUGCGGGCGCAGCGUACGCGCGAGUACCCCGGCAUGAUGGCCCCCGAGGGCACGUGGGCACACUGGUUCUUCAACAGCCGCAAGGUUCACCUCUUCAUCUCACUGGGAACUCUCACGACGCUGGCCAUCACGACGUUGGUCCUCAACUUUAGCCAAACCUCGCCCUUCAAGCACCUCCUUCCCCCCGCGUCCGAGUUCUGGAGCAGCCCGGUCCAGUUCUUCCGCACGUGGGCCCACGUCCUGCAGCUGCACGAGCGCGACCGCAACGAGAAGGCUAUUGCCAUGCAUUCGCGCCACACCGACGACGUCGCCAAGCGCCAGUACUACCGCAAGGUCCACGGGCUCGACAAGGAGAACCCCAUCGCCAACUUCCUCGGCAUGAAGGAGGAGUCGGAGGAGGACAAGGCGGCCACCGCUGCUGCCAUUGAGGCGUCGCCUGUGGCUGGAGACGCAGAGGCCGUCGCGCCUGCGGAGGGCGAGGAGAAGAAGAAGAAGUGGUUCGGCGUCUUUUGA
Molecule: messenger RNA, 795 nt
Organism: Colletotrichum spaethianum
Lineage: Eukaryota; Fungi; Ascomycota; Sordariomycetes; Glomerellales; Glomerellaceae
Exons: 2
Coding region: 1-795 (264 amino acids)
Source: RefSeq, a predicted model, not a curated record